Fusarium musae is the source of this 1257-nucleotide messenger RNA. RefSeq names its product putative alcohol acetyltransferase fck4 (gene FCK4). The record is from RefSeq and is a predicted model, not a curated record. Bases 1 to 1257 code for a protein of 418 amino acids. Lineage: Eukaryota; Fungi; Ascomycota; Sordariomycetes; Hypocreales; Nectriaceae. The transcript has a single exon. Gene Ontology annotation, molecular function: N-acetyltransferase activity.
AUGCGCGUUGGCAUUAUUGGCGAAGACUCAAAACAGCCACAGUUCGUUGCCUUGUCGUCUGUUGACUUUUCUCAACAGGUUGAAGAGGCGGAAGCAGCACCAUCUGUCGAUUCCGUGGCUAGGAACCUAGAAAAGUUAUUGUUGCAGCCAUGGCCCGAUCUUUCGAAGCGCCCAGGCUGGCACGUUCGGGUCUUCCGUGAACCAAACUCGGGAGAUAAGAACGUCUGUCGACUGCGAGUUUGCUUGACCGUCCAUCACGCCAUCUACGACGGGGAAAGCACUGCAAAGUUCCACAUAUCCUUGACUGACGCUCUCAACAAUCCUGAUCCCGCCGUCUCGCUGAUGAUGGACAAAGGUCUCAUCGUGAACUUGACUGACCAUCUCCACGACUACCCUCACCCACAGGAAGAGCUCAUCGACUUCACUGCAAACAUCUCCUGGAUAGUAUCCCAACUCUGGAAUAUGUAUGCACCGUCAUGCCUCAAGCCAUUUGCAUUUCAGAAGUGGGCGGGCAAACCGUGCAACCCUGACAUUCAAGCCGUCAACAUUCGAUACCUUUCGCUAAGUUCCGUACUCACUCAAGCUGUAGUUAGAAGGUGUCGUGAGAAAAAGACUACGAUGACAAACCUUCUAAAUGCGCUGUGCGCUACGUCGUUGGCGAGACGCGCGCCCCUGACCAAGCAACAGGGCUUUGUGAAUCUCACAGCUAUCAGCCUUCGACCGUGGAUUUCCGACAAAGUGCCCUUCAACACGACUUACAUGUCCAAGUGCGCAUCAUCACACGCGCAGGAAAUUGGGCCCGACGUCCUGGCUAGGGUUAGACAGGAUGGGGAUGCCAACGUCUGGAAGCUCGCGGUUGAAUUGCGACGGGACAUGAAGAGAAGAACAGACACAAUGCCCCAUAACGAUUUUUCGUAUCUUUUCCGUUAUGUUGGCGAUUGGCGUGAUAUCUUGCAGGCGAGAUACGGAAAGCCGAGGCGGGAGCUAUGGACGUUGAGCAACCUGGGCUCUAAUGCCGUCCCGGCGUCCAAGGGCCCUUGGGAAAUGGAAAAUAUCUUGUUUGCCCAGUUUGCGCCGGUUUUUAGCUCUGCGCUUGCGGUUAAUGCUGCAAGCGUUGAGGGCGGAGAUAUGAUGGUGUCGUUUGUAUGGCAAGAUGGAAUCCUAGACACAGAACUCGUACAGGGGGUGAGAGACGACUUGGAAAAGUGGCUGUAUGGACUUGGCAAGGAGGGGAAGCUAGGAAUUUCGUCGAUCUAG